Didymodactylos carnosus is the source of this 4021-nucleotide messenger RNA. The record is from the annotation of a GenBank genome assembly. Lineage: Eukaryota; Metazoa; Rotifera; Eurotatoria; Philodinida; Philodinidae.
CAGAGAUAAAAGUUUUAUAUUGAAAAGUAGCCCUUGACCAAGGGCAGUGCGAAGAUAUAACAGCAAGGUGCAAGUACCUCAGAAAUCGGAGAACAUAAAAAAUCCGAAAAUCUUUCCACCACUUUUUGAAAACUGGGCGGGAACUGCGAAGUAGUGAAGUCUGUACUUUCUCACUAUAUAUCCAUUAUUGAAAAAAAGCAAACUGUAAUAGUCUAAAGUAAGAAAUACAUAAGGAGAGAAAGUUAAUUGAAGUGCAUUGUAAUUUGGAUGGAUUUUGACCGAGUUAUGAAUAUUUUGCUUUUACUCAAAAAUAGGCAAACAUGGGUUAUUUCAUCUAAUAUAGGUUUUCACAAAGUUUUUGUAGCUUUAUUGAAAAAUAAAUAUUGCCUCCAGAUUCAGCGUGGUUGUUUAUCUAUGCUUCCAUACGUUUUUGGAACGACUACACCGCACCAAAUAUUGAUCCUGAACUCUCAGAAACUUCGAUGCCACACCUGAUCCAGAAAAAAUUAAGGAUUUGCUUAGUUCUCAUUUGGAGGGGACACGUUGGACUAUAUACCUACGAAAAAAACUGCUAGAUUUCUAUCUCAAUAUCCGGAGAUCCGAACUGGUUUUCUAAAAACCUCCUAGAAAAACGAUCUUUCGAAUAUUUUUCGAAAAGGAUUUUACUUAAGAAACCAUAGGUAAAACUGUUUUCUUUCGAUUGCAGAAAACUCUAGAUCUCUAUCUUUUAUCAUCUUUGAGAUAUUCAAAGUGUACAAAGAGUUAUAAAUCGCCUCAGAGAGCUGUAGAAUUUUCGAAAAAGUCUUCGACAUUGAAUAACAUUUUUAUAUACUUGUAAAGUAGACAUCUCAGGCGACAUGCCCGUAUGUCUAUCUCAAAAGUCAUUUUUUGACGAAAAUUGACUUUUUGAAGGGGAAGGCCUUAAAAACAGCCAAGAUUUUAUUUUUUUUUCCCCAAGUAUAAUAUAUCAAUCGACAGAGAAAAUAAAUGAGUCUUCGGAACGUUAUAAAUUUUAAGCAGGGAAGCUGUCUCGGUACAAAACUAAAAAUUCAAACAUUGAUCUUACGGGUGAGACGAGACGUCAACAUCUGAAAUAAGUCAAAACGAUUUUACAAUGGUCAAUUUCUUCAGAAAACGAUUUCUUACAUAAAAAUUAUACAUUGAGAUGGAAAAAUAUUUAAUUUCAUUACGCGGUCGAUUGUAUCACACGACUCAUUUGCCCAUUUAGUUCAUCUAUUACACCGAUCUUUCUUUCCUACGGAUCCUUGGAAAUGUAUGCUUAUUAGUACUUACGAUAAGAUCCAUUUUUACGUUUCUUAACCCUCUGGCUGUGAGUAACGCAAACAUGCGUCAAGUAAACACGUGUAUCUAUAAAAAUUUUUAAUAAAUUGGUAAUAAACAUUAAUUUAUGAUCAAGUAUAUAACAAAAUAGAAAUUUUAAUUUUUUUAUAAAAGGUUAAAGUACCCGUUUUUAUUAUUAGAGUAGCGUGCCAUAUCGUUUCAGGUAGAAAAUCAAAAAGUACCAUCAGUAAAAGAAUUAUCAUCCGUUGAGAAAGAAUAUAGUGACAACGAUACAAGUGUCGAGGAAUAUAUUGAUGAUCCCCAUCUUUUAUGGUCAUGUAAUCAUGGAAUACUUGUUUAUCAUUCAAUUGAAAAAGAAAAAUGUCUUUGUCCUGCUCAAUAUUAUGGUGUACAUUGUGAAUAUCAAUCACAACGUUUAUCCAUAACAAUGCGUACACGUAAACAAAGUGCAUUAGAAAAUCAAUUAACAUUUAAAUUACAUAUCUAUUUAAUUGAUUAUAAUGACCAAAAGAUUUUAUCAUAUGAACAGAUACCUUAUCUAUGCUUCGUAGAACAAUCGUUUACGUUGCUUUAUGACAGACAAUCAAAACCAUUGAAUAAAACAUAUGUGGUUCGUAUUGACAUAUUUAGUUUAAAAAUAUCGACAAAACAGAAACCAAUUGAAUACCGUACCAGUUAUUAUUAUUCAAUAAAUUAUUUAUUUUUACCUAUUCAACAUUUAACAAUUGAUAUAAUGAUACCAGAAAAUAAUUCUCAACCUCAGUUAUCAUGUUCUCUCCAAUGUGGUAAAUAUGGAGAUUGUUAUGCUUAUUUUAACCAAGCAACAGAAUUUUAUUGUCGUUGUCAUCCGGGCUGGACUGGGAAAACAUGUGAAGAACAGUACAAAUGUCAAUGUUCUCAAGGUUCUCUGUGCGUUGGUGUAAAUCAUCGGACAAAUCAAUCAAUCUGUAUUUGUCAAUUAGAUCGAACCGGACCACUAUGUUAUAUAGACCAAACUUGUGAUUUCUGUGAAAAUGGUGGUACAUGUAUACAAUUAUAUGGUCGAGCAAAUACUGGUUUUCGUUGUUUAUGUACAGACGAAUAUUUCGGAGAUACAUGUAAUACACCCAAAUAUCAAAUAAUACUUAACGGUAUUGAUCAAAUUCAAGCAUCAUCAGUUUUAUUACAUUUUAUUAAAGUAGAUAAAUAUGAUGGUAAUGAGCGGCAAACAGUGUUUAAAAAAAUUAAUAAUUUAUAUCAAACAAUGUUAAAAAUUUAUUAUGCAGACGACUAUCAUCUUGUUUAUUUGGAAAUUACUUCAGUACAUCAAACACGACGAGAAUAUUAUUUAAUUAUACUACAUAAUAAAACAAUAGAUCGUGCUACAAUUGUUAAAACAGUUUUUCUACCUAUAGAGCAAUAUUGUCCUUCAAUCUAUGAUAUCAAGCAAAAUGUAACAUCUAUCGAUGAUCGGUUCAAACGUUUAAAAUAUUACCAUCAAAUAUGUCAAAAAAAUUUAAAACUAAAAUGUUUUUAUGAUGAAAAACAAAUGUGUUUGUGUACAGCAGAAAGUCAUUUAACUGAUUGUUUUAAUUAUAAUCAUAAUCAAACAUAUAAUUGUAAUGAUUAUAAUUAUUGUUUAAAUCAAGGUCAAUGUUUUCAAGAUAAAUUGGCAUGUCCAAGAGAAUCAUUAUGUGUAUGCGACAAUUGUUAUUUUGGUUCGAGAUGUCAAUUUACAACAAUUGGCUAUGCAUUAUCCUUAGAUUCAAUAAUUGGUUAUCAUAUACAACCAUAUGUUCCGGUUAAUAGACAACCAUCAAGUAUUAAAUUGGGUAUUGCAUUAACAGUAAUAAUGUUUAUAAUUGGAAUCAUGUUAAACAUCCUUUCAGCAAUUACAUUCAAUCAAAAAUCGACACACUGUUUUGGUUGUGGUUAUUAUCUCCUAGCAGCAACAAUUACAUCAUUAAUGACAAUUACUGUAUUUACAGCUAAAUAUUGGUUUUUAUUAAUGAUGCAGAUGAAAUUAAUUACCAAUUAUAAAUUUUUAAAUGUUAAUUGUCGUCUAAUUGAAUUUUUGUUGAAAUUUUUGCCUCCAACAGUUGAUUGCCUCUAUGCAUGUGUGGCUAUAGAGCGAUCGGUUAAUGUUACAUUAGGUACAUCAUUUAAAAAAUCUAAAAGUACACAUGCCGCAAAAUUUGUGAUAAUAAUUGUUAUUUUAUUUAAUAUACUAUCCGCUAUUCAUGAUCUUACUCAUCGUCGUUUAAUUGAGGAUACUGAAGAAGAACGUCAAUGGUGUAUUGUCACCUAUCAACAUUUGAAAUGGUUACAAUGGUUAAAUUCGUCUUUAAACAUUAUUCAGUUUGUCGCACCUUUUCUUAUCAAUAUUAUUUCAGCAUUAGUUAUUAUAACUACAGCUACAAGAAGAAGAACAACAUCACAAAGUCGAAUGACCUAUUGUGAACAUUUAAAUGAUCAAUUUCAUCAAAAUAAACAUUUAUUAAUUAGUCCAUUGAUUCUUACUCUUCUAGCUGUGCCACGUCUAAUCAUUUCAUUUUUUUCUGGUUGUAUGAAAUCACAACGACAACCAUGGUUAUUUUUUGCUGGCUAUUUCAUUUCAUUCAUACCACCAAUGACAACAUUUCUCAUAUUCGUCGUACCAUCCAAAUCAUAUACAAAAGAAUUUAAACAAACGAUGAAACGUUACGAUAAAUUAGUGAAACGUCAUUUUACUCUCCAGUAG